AUGAUAGAACUGCUCCGAGGAGCCUCCAUGGGCCACGCGGGUCCAGGCGGGCCGAGCACCACCCUCCUCCAAAGCCUCCUCCAGCUGUGCUGGCCCCUGCGGACACACCCAUGGAAGCCAGCACCCCAGCCAGCCUGUGCGGGCACAUGUGCUCCAGGCCAGCUUCAGAGGCAGACACUGGUGAAAGGAACACACGCAGAGGUGGUGCUGACACAGCAGGCACCCCAGCCUGCGGUCCACGUGCAGGGGCAGGAGCCGCUGACCGCCUCCAUGCUGGCCGCAGCACCCCCCCAGGAACAGAAACAGAUGCUGGGUGAACGUUUGUUCCCGCUCAUCCAGACGAUGCACUCAAACCUGGCUGGGAAGAUUACGGGGAUGCUGCUGGAGAUUGACAACUCGGAGCUGCUGCACAUGCUGGAGUCCCCCGAGUCUCUCCGCUCCAAGGUGGAUGAAGCUGUGGCGGUCCUACAGGCUCAUCAUGCCAAGAAAGAAGCUGCCCAGAAGGUGGGCGCUGUUGCUGCUGCUACCUCUUAGACAAGGAC
Eubalaena glacialis (North Atlantic right whale) is the source of this 542-nucleotide messenger RNA. Its product is annotated as polyadenylate-binding protein 4. Gene Ontology annotation, cellular component: nucleus. Lineage: Eukaryota; Metazoa; Chordata; Mammalia; Artiodactyla; Balaenidae. Bases 1 to 534 code for a protein of 177 amino acids. The record is from RefSeq and is a predicted model, not a curated record. Gene Ontology annotation, biological process: DNA damage response; protein polyubiquitination; regulation of double-strand break repair. Gene Ontology annotation, molecular function: RNA binding. The transcript has 5 exons.